Molecule: messenger RNA, 4341 nt
Organism: Anopheles funestus (African malaria mosquito)
Lineage: Eukaryota; Metazoa; Arthropoda; Insecta; Diptera; Culicidae
Product: carboxylesterase 5A
Exons: 2
Coding region: 938-2863 (641 amino acids)
Biological process (GO): synaptic vesicle endocytosis; neuron cell-cell adhesion; chemical synaptic transmission
Cellular component (GO): cell surface; synapse; postsynaptic membrane
Molecular function (GO): neurexin family protein binding; signaling receptor activity
Source: RefSeq, a predicted model, not a curated record
AUAAUAAUAUUCCUCCCCUUCCCAUCUAGAACUACCAAGGACUAGAAAAUCUACUCACGCAUAGUUCACCCAAUUCCUUAUAGCCAUUCACACAACUACAAUACUCCAUCCAAGCAUGGCUGUGAUUGUAGUUGUACAAAGCUACACUCGUUUGUGUCCCCAUUUACUUUCACCUCGUACAACUUCUAUCGCGUGAGACCCUUACGCGGAAUGGUCUGAAAGGGAAGGAACCGAAACUAUUCCAUCCUGCUUCUAAAACAAAACGACGGAAUUUUAGAACCAGAAAGGUUCACCAAAACCCUAACGGUUUUGCCGUACGAACGUUCAUUCAAGCGGCAGCCACGAACGAAACAACAUCUUGGCCGUUCUGUGCAUGUCGUAAAGCCCUGUGCAGGUCGUAAGGACUUCGACAAAAAUUGCGGCGGCAGUGUUCGAUCAACGGUGUACGAAAGAUCGAUUGUGGUGAAUUCCAGCAAAUACGCGACACUAUUUUACAACCAAUUUGGAAGUUUUUGGUAAUUCCAAUCCGAUACGUACGACGAUCGACCCUAUCAAACGGCAGUCAACUGGGUAGAAUAUAGUGGUGCGAUUUGGUUUUCCUGCCCGUCGUUAUUCGUCGUUAGCCGUGGCCGUUUGUUUGUUUGGUUGUUGAACCUGUUCCCGGUUUUGUUUGGUAGUGGUGCGGGCCUUGGGUCUGGUGUGGUCCUGCACGUGGUCUAGAUUCGGAAUUUCCAAAACCUCAGUGACGUCCCAGUUCCAGUUUCGGUGUUAAGUUUUUUUGUUUCGUUGUUGUUAUUGUUAGUUUUAAGUUUCGGCGUGUUCGGAAGCGCGGAACCCCACCACCCAGCCUACCCUACGCGAUCGAGUAUCGUUGAGGCAGGCAGAAUUAGUGCGGUGCUUGUGUGUGCUAACGGCAAGGAGAAAGUGAAAUUUCGCCAUGGUUACAGUGUCGAGUGUUCCGAGCCGAACCUUCACCCGGCUGGCACUGCUGCUGAGUCUGCUGUGCCGUGGGGGACUGGGCCGUGAUCCACCUACCGUGACCAUCCCCGACCAGGGCACGGUGAUGGGCAUGUACAUGAAGAUGUUCCGGACGCAGCGAGUCAUUGCAUAUCUGGGCAUCCCGUACGCUCAGGCACCGGUCAACGAAAAGCGCUUCACACCACCGGUAGUGGACAAUCUGCCCAGCUGGGAAGGGACGAAAAAUGCCACCAGUAUGGCACCACACUGUUGGCACAUGCCGCGCGAUACCCAUCGGCGGCACAACCAGCUGUUUAUGGAGCUGAUCCGAUCGGGUGACGACGGUGGAGGUGAUGGAGGUGGUGACGAGAAGCAGUACGAUGAGGAUUGCUUGUUCCUGAAUAUCUACAUACCGGAUUCAACCAUGCCAACGGACGGCUACUCGGUGCUAGUAACCUUUCCCACGGGUGACUUUGAUGGCGACACGCCCUUCACGUUAAAUCCCUUCCAGAUGGUGUUCAAGCAGAAGAUCAUCGUCGUGACGGUGGCCUACCGGUUGGGCAUCUUCGGGUUCUUCACCAGCAUGGACGGGGAGGCCCCGGGUAAUUUCGGUCUGAUGGACCAGUCGGCCGCGCUGCUCUGGAUCAAGCGCAAUAUCCGGCUGUUCAACGGGAACGAAGGUUCGGUCACGAUCAUGGGCCACGGAACAGGUGCCGUCUGCGUGGGGUUACACCUCAUGUCCGGCGACUGGACGGACGACAUGUUCCACAAGGCCAUCCUGAUGUCCGGCAGUCUGCUGCUCGACUCGAGCGUCCGCAGCGCCAAGCAAUAUGCAUCUUCUUUGGACGAGCUGGCGACCGCCUUCGGGUGCUUCCGUCGGCCGACCACAAAGCUGAUGGAUUGUUUGCGCCGAGUCGAUGCGCAGAUCCUGGCCGAGAACUCACCUCCUAUCGACUGGGGCCCGGUCAUCGACCGGGGGCUGAGCAACACGACCACACCCUUCAUCUCGGACCACCCGAACAUGCUGGUACAUCAGGGCAAACUGCGCCGGGUGCCACUAUUGAUUGGUCACACCGACAUGGAGGAGGUUUUGGAGUUGACGAUGGGUGACAUGCUCGAGCAUGGACUGGGCGCGGAAAUGUUCGAAACUCUUCUGGGCGACGUCGUAAUGGGAGAUCUGGCCGAAAUGGACUUUAACGAAACGUUGUGCGGUGGCAACAUGGACAUCGUGAUGGAAGCGGUCCAAUAUCAGUACAAACCGUACCCUCCGACCACCGAUCCUGUCGCGCUACGCCGGAAGUACAUCGAGUUUGCGACCGAGCGCAAGUACGUCGCACCGACGAUCGAGCUGGCAAUGCACAUGAGCCAACAGGCGGAAACGUUCGUGUAUCGCUUCGACAUCAAACCGCGGACGGCGGCUGCCCUUAAGGACGUGCCCGAGUGGGUCGGUGUUCCGCACAAUUUCGAGCUGAUCUUCCUGUGGGGACUGCCGUACUGGUUGGCGCUCGCCGAUCAAAUGCAGUGGGAUAGCGCGGACAAACGGGUGGCUGACAUAGUGAUGACACUGUGGGCGAACUUUGCCAAGUUCACUAAUCCGACGCAGGUUGGAGUGUACAUCCGAUGGGAGAAAUUCACCGUCACCGAGCCGGGCGUGCUGAUCAUCGAUCGAUCGUUCAACAUGAGCGACCACACCACGAUGAGCUUUGAUGCGGUUAAGUUCUGGAAUCAUUACUAUCCGAGUGUCAUUAAUUUUGCCGCCCAGUGUUGCAACGCAACGUACAACGGGGGUAAUCGGGCCGCAUCAUUGAGCGGUAGUAGCUUGGUGGGAAGCUUGUUGCUGGUCACCAUUAUCCUGUUACAAUCAUUCGUUCACCUGCACACGACACACAUUGCCUCGCCAACGUAGUAAGCCACGAGACGCAAAUAGUAGGCAAUGCCGGAUGCGCAAUGAAAGACGUUUUGUAAUAAAUCACUUUGUACAUAGCGAAUUGGUGCGUGCGUACGAGAAGUAUGCCAGCGUACUAGAAGCGAGAUUUUUUUCUUUUACUAUUUUUUUUGUGUAAACGUAGGCAAAUGAGAGCGUUUGUUUUAAUUUAGCUACAAUAUUGUUUUCCUACAAUCCGAAUCCGAAAAGUGUAAGUUGACAGAAAUAUAUAUGUACAAAUAAAGCAAAAAACAAAACUGUAUGUGUUAAUCUCCUUUGUUGUUUUGUUUUGUUUCAUGGUACAGUAUUUAAUUCAAAAAUAUCUUUCACAAUUUUUGCCAAAUUUAUUUUAGCAUUUUAUUCAAAUUUGGUGGGAUUAAAAAUUGUUCGUGUCUGUACAAUUUGAAAACAGUCUAACUUGACGUUUGCUGCGUGCUGGGAGCACUGCUACAUACAACUGUCAAACUAUUUCGAUAUUUGUUGUGAUUUGUUCAGUUGCUUGUUGCGAGUUUUUCUUACAGCUUUACUACCAAAAACAGACGCCGUGGUUUGUUUUUAGUUGAUAAAAGAAUGAAUAAACGAAACAUUUGGAAGUAUGACGAAACGAAGGAAAUGCUACAGAUCAUGCAGGACAACAACUAUUCUGGUGCGUUUGGCAGCAAGCACAAACAGAACAUGGAAAUAUUCCGAAAGAUUGAAAACAAGAUGGUAGAGAAUGGGUAUCCCUACAAAAACUACAUGCAGAUCGGUGUGCGAUGGAAAAAUUUGAAAAACCUGUACACGAAAGCGAAGCGUAGCAAUAGCAAAAAUGAACAGCAACUUUUUCCCUUCUAUGAAGAAAUGGACAGUUUGCUGAACCGUUUGUUGAAGAAAACAUCCAACGAAGAAUAUUUAUGCACAUCCGAUCUCGACGAGACAGUCUUUGCAAACGAAAGUUCAACAGAACAGUUAAGUAAUGGAGCGGAAAACGCUGCUCACCAACUAGACACGGAACCGGUCAGUCGGAAAAGCAGACAUACUAUUGAACCAAAAAAUAUGUCUGCCAAUAAAGCGGGGAUACGUUAUGGUUCUGCACAGCUGCACAAAUCCGAUCGGAACAGCAAGCUUAGUGCAACGAUUGCAAUGAGUAAGCAGGAACUUAGCGACGAAUUCUACCGUAGCCAGAAGCGGUUGAUCGAUUACGAAUUCAAUUUGUACGUACGCAAGGAGGAAGAAUUUAUCGAUCGCAUACAACAGACGACGAGAACGAUGCUCGAGGAAAGUAUGGAUACAUUUUUCACCCGCCUAAAGGAUGUGUUGGCCAACCAAUCGGUACAGCACGUGGAGGUAAUCGAAUCAUUUGAGUAAAUUCAAAUACCUGAAAUAAUAGUGAAAUAAGAUAUUCGUGUAAGAACCUCUAGAGAACUAAAACUAACGAAAAGUCAAAUAAAUAAAUGAUUUUUAUUUAUGUCGUAUCAACA